This is a messenger RNA of Perkinsus marinus ATCC 50983, 435 nucleotides long. Its product is annotated as chloride channel, putative. The record is from RefSeq and is a predicted model, not a curated record. Gene Ontology annotation, biological process: transmembrane transport; chloride transport. Gene Ontology annotation, cellular component: intracellular membrane-bounded organelle; membrane. The coding region runs from base 1 to 435 and encodes 144 amino acids. The transcript is spliced from 2 exons. Gene Ontology annotation, molecular function: voltage-gated chloride channel activity. Lineage: Eukaryota; Perkinsozoa; Perkinsida; Perkinsidae.
AUGGGUGAUAGUGAGUAUACGCCUGGUGUGCUGAUACUUGCCGCUGUUGUUAUUUUCGUCCUCACAUCACUGACGUAUGGUCUUGCGAUCCCUAUGGGCCUCUUUAUUCCCAAUAUAAUGAUGGGUGCGUGUGUUGGUCGGCUGAUAGGUAUCUGGAUGCACCCCCUGGGAGGAUCAGUGGGCUCCUAUGCUGUUAUCGGUGCUGCUGGUAUGCUCGCUGGUUUCUCUAGAAUGACUAUAAGCCUGACUGCCAUCGUUGUUGAGAUCACUGGAGAUCUGCAACAGCUCCCCUAUAUUAUGAUCACUGUCAUUGUGGCGAAGCAAGUAGCUGAUCUGUUCCUUAAAGGUGCUUAUGAUCUUGUACUGGAAGUUCGACAGGUUCCUUACUUAGAGGAGCUCGAUUCUUACCAUGAGUACGCAAUGAGGGCACAGUAG